GGGGCUCUUGCAACAGGAGCGCAGCAGCCACCGGACCAGGUGUGACGCCUGAGCGCUGAACCUCGCUGGGCUGCAGCACGCGGCUUCCUUCCAAGCAAAUGCCCUCCUGGCUGGAAGGAAAAGCUGGAGUUGGUGGGGCCUUCCUGCCAGGGAGAGGCGCGCCGCCUUGCAGCCGUCCUCCUGGGGAGCCACCGGCUCCUUCCCUGGGCUAAACCAAGGCAGGUACUGCCGGUGCCUUAAAAUGACUACCUCCUGAGUUUGAUGACUCCGUGCAGAUAAGAGGAAAGCUGUAAGGAGAAAGUCACCCCUGAAAGAACGAAAUGUCCCGCUGCAUCACUUGGUGCUCUGUUUGCAUGGUGGCAGUGAUAUUCUGUUCUACGCUGGAGCCGUCACAGAGUCAAGGUUGUUCCACAGAGAAGACAGAGAAUGCCACCAUUGACCUCAAAGUGGCCCUUUCCAAAGGUAUCCGGGGGGCCGAUCCAGUUCAUGUUGCAUCUUGGGAAGCGUGCAUCAACACUUGCUGUUUUGGGCAUAGAAUAUCAGGCAACAAAGAGUGCAACUUAGUUGUCUUUAAGCCUCACAAGAGAGGCGGCUCCCCCAAUUGCUACCUGUUCCACUGCCCCACAGAGGGAGCCUGUCCACUGAAGCAAGCAGAAGGUCUGGUGACCUACAGAACAAUAAAAGAUCCAGUAGUUCCAAAACCAACUUCUUCCCUAAACAAGACCCUGGGUUUAAUUGUGAAUGGGAGCUUUGCAUCGCCGAAAGCUGUUGUGAUUGACACUCCAACAACAUCUCCAAAGUGGCCAGGUCCUUCUCCAAAAUCUCCUGCCUCAAAGAUGAUGAAAGUAGUCUUGGGCCAGACAGAGAAACCUGUAGACAAGAUUCACAGGCACUCACACCACCCAGGAGGUGAAGGGGCAAAGCCUUCAGAAAAUGUAGAUUCUCUGCUGAAACAUCCAACCAUUAAUUCAGUGACCCCAACCAAGACUCCUCAGAACCUACUUCCCAACAUACAAUCCACUGUUAAACUACCUGCUGUUACGCCUUCCAACCAGACAAGGUCUGUGGCCACGGUUUCUCCUAGUAAUGCAACAGCCACUAGACAUGCUGCAUCUGACUAUGGGAAUACAUAUGUGGCAACUGUGAGUCCGAGAGGAGGCAGCCCUGCUCUCCAGCCGACAGCCACUCCCCAGGUGAAAGCCAGCAGCCUCAGCCCUUCGCCUCCCACCCUGUCUAAGGUUUCCUCAGCUACUUUGCACAAGGCCCGUCUCAGUCAUGGGCAACUGAGUAGGCACAGUGACCCGCUUAACAGAGCUCCGGGGGAGAAGCACGACCCCUACUUGGGCGAGAGAAGUGUCCUCGUCGCUGUGUUGCUUUUUGGAGUGAUAUUUUUGCUCUUGGCUCAAGUGGUGAUAGGCCGGAAAUUGCUGGAAUCUCUUCGGCACAGGCGUUACUCUAGGCUGGACUACUUGAUCAACGGCAUGUAUGCCAACGUAUGAUGGGCGAGGAGUGUGAAGAGCCACUGUGUGGCGCUAGCGAGGCAUCUUGUAGUCUAAACAGAACAAAUGAAGGACAGACGUUAUGUUAGUAGAGAUGUUCUCUCUUUUGUGGUAAAAUCGAGUUUUAUUAGAAACAGAGCUGCUAUUGAGAACGGUGGCCCUGGGUAGUGCUCCAACUCACCUUGUGGUCCUGAGGUCACUGCAGUAGGCAUUCUCCUUAACUCUGGCCAAUAUCUCUGGCUCCUGGUAGCAGAGGCAGGAAUUAAGCAGCAUCAGGACAUGUCGUAAGAGGUGUUCUAGAUGGGGCUGGAGGAAGUUGUUCCUUGCAGAGUUUAAUGCUCUCCUAAGAGCUUCAGGGUUUCUACUACAUUUUUUUACUUGGAAGCGAUUUCACUGUAAUUUGCUGUGCUAAGAAAAAUCUUAAAAUAA
Heteronotia binoei (common prickly gecko) is the source of this 1928-nucleotide messenger RNA. It is a transcript of the gene MANSC1, whose product is annotated as MANSC domain containing 1. The coding region runs from base 321 to 1499 and encodes 392 amino acids. The record is from RefSeq and is a predicted model, not a curated record. The transcript has 4 exons. Lineage: Eukaryota; Metazoa; Chordata; Lepidosauria; Squamata; Gekkonidae.